Molecule: messenger RNA, 2205 nt
Organism: Nycticebus coucang (slow loris)
Lineage: Eukaryota; Metazoa; Chordata; Mammalia; Primates; Lorisidae
Gene: KCNN1
Product: potassium calcium-activated channel subfamily N member 1
Exons: 9
Coding region: 27-1898 (623 amino acids)
Biological process (GO): potassium ion transmembrane transport
Cellular component (GO): neuron projection; neuronal cell body; plasma membrane
Molecular function (GO): small conductance calcium-activated potassium channel activity; calmodulin binding
Source: RefSeq, a predicted model, not a curated record
CGGGCCCGUGGACUGGGCGGCGGGGGAUGCGCCGGCCGCUGCGGCCCCCGGCCCCGCCGCCCCCGGGCCCCGCGCCCGCCCGCUGCUGCCGGUCCCGGCCUCGACCUCAGCUCCGACUCCCACCCGGGGGUCCACGGCCGUGCCGGACUCUCUCCCCUCCAGCCUUGUCUGCCCCUCGAGGCCGAGCCCUACAGGUCAGCACAGGAUCCCAGCCACUGAGCCAUGCUGGGCCCCGGGUGGCCUGCAGCGAGCCCAACCCCUGCACCCAGGUAGUCAUGAACAGCCACAGCCACAAUGGCAGUGUGGGGCGGCCACUGGUCAGCGGGCCAGGUGCCUUGAGCCGUGACCCUCCGGACCCCGAAGGUGGCUGCCCCCCUCGGCCUCCACAUAGUCCAGGACUCCAGGUGGUGGUGGCCAAGAGUGAGCCGGUCCGGUCCUCACCUGGCAGCCCCCGGGGGCAGCCGCAGGACCAAGAUGAUGAGGAAGAUGAGGAGGAAGAUGAGGAGGGUGGGCAGAGGGGCUCAGGAAAGCCCCCGAAUGUGGGCCACCGCCUGGGCCACCGGCGGGCACUCUUUGAGAAGCGGAAGCGCCUCAGCGACUAUGCCCUCAUCUUCGGCAUGUUUGGCAUUGUUGUCAUGGUGACAGAGACAGAGCUAUCCUGGGGGGUGUAUACCAAGGAGUCUCUGUACUCAUUUGCACUCAAAUGCCUCAUCAGCCUCUCCACUGUCAUCCUACUGGGCCUCGUGGUUCUGUACCAUGCCCGGGAGAUCCAGCUGUUCAUGGUGGAUAAUGGGGCAGAUGACUGGCGCAUCGCCAUGACAUGUGAACGCGUCUUCCUCAUCUCGCUGGAGUUGGCUGUGUGCGCCAUCCACCCUGUGCCUGGCCACUACCGCUUCACGUGGACUGCGCGGCUGGCCUUCACGUAUGCACCGUCAGUGGCCGAGGCCGAUGUGGACGUGUUGCUGUCCAUCCCUAUGUUCCUGCGCCUCUAUCUGCUGGGCCGUGUCAUGCUCCUUCACAGCAAGAUCUUCACGGAUGCCUCGAGCCGCAGUAUCGGGGCCCUCAACAAGAUCACCUUCAACACGCGCUUUGUCAUGAAGACGCUCAUGACCAUCUGCCCUGGCACGGUGCUGCUUGUCUUCAGCAUCUCUUCCUGGAUCAUCGCGGCCUGGACCGUGCGUGUCUGUGAAAGGUACCACGACAAGCAGGAAGUGACCAGCAACUUCUUGGGGGCCAUGUGGCUCAUUUCUAUCACCUUCCUCUCCAUCGGCUAUGGUGACAUGGUGCCUCACACCUACUGCGGGAAGGGCGUGUGCCUGCUCACCGGCAUCAUGGGAGCUGGCUGCACAGCACUCGUAGUGGCUGUGGUGGCCCGGAAGCUGGAGCUCACCAAGGCUGAGAAGCACGUGCACAACUUUAUGAUGGACACUCAGCUCACCAAGCGGGUAAAAAAUGCCGCUGCUAACGUUCUCAGGGAGACGUGGCUCAUCUAUAAACACACCAGGCUGGUGAAGAAGCCAGACCAAGCCCGGGUUCGGAAACACCAGCGUAAGUUCCUCCAAGCCAUCCAUCAGCUCCGAAGUGUGAAGAUUGAACAAGGGAAGCUGAAUGACCAGGCUAACACAAUUACUGACCUGGCCAAGACCCAGAGCAUCAUGUAUGAUCUUGUAUCCGAGCUGCAUGCCCAGCACGAGGAGCUCGAGGCCCGCUUGGCUGCCCUGGAAAGCCGCCUGGACGCGCUGGGUGCCUCCCUGCAGGCCCUGCCCAGCCUCAUCGUCCAAGCCAUACGCCCACCCCCACCACCCCUGCCACCCCGGCCCAGCCCUGGCCUCCCAGACCAGGCGACCCAGAGCCCCCCAUGCCGGUGGGCACCCAUGGCCCCCUCGGACUGUGGGUGACGGCCCUGCCCGCCACCAGACCCUAAAUUUUGGCCAUCGUGUGGCCGCCACCUCCGGGAAGCCCUGUACAGUGGUGCCUCUUGGAGUUCAAGAAGCCUAAGCUGAGUUGGGCUGAGUGGACUGGGGCCUGCCCCCCACCCCCAUACUGCCUGGGCAGAGGGCAGGGCUGGACCACAGGUGAGGGCAGGGGAGCCCGGAGCUUCCUUUGGUCACCUGGCACCCCCAACUCUCCCCAGGCCCCCGGUGGGCAUGGUGUAGCUGGGGGAGGGGUCUUGCUCAUUUGGAAUAAAGCAAGACCCACCAAGUG